Sus scrofa (pig) is the source of this 4469-nucleotide messenger RNA. It is a transcript of the gene CALM1, whose product is annotated as calmodulin 1. Lineage: Eukaryota; Metazoa; Chordata; Mammalia; Artiodactyla; Suidae. The record is from RefSeq and is marked validated. Gene Ontology annotation, cellular component: myosin II complex. Gene Ontology annotation, molecular function: calcium ion binding.
CCUCGCGGACGCGGCGCCGUUACUCGUAGUUGGGCGGCGGCGCAGGCGGCGGCGGCGGCGCAGGCGGCAUAGCGCUCAGCGCACACCUAGCAGCAGCAGUAGCGGCGGUAGCGGAGGCACCCCUGCGGUCACAGCCCCUGCGCUGGUGCAGCCACCUUCGCGCUCUCUGCUCUUCCUCCCUUCGUUCACACCAUGGCUGAUCAGCUGACCGAAGAACAGAUUGCUGAAUUCAAGGAAGCUUUCUCCCUAUUUGACAAAGACGGCGAUGGCACCAUCACAACAAAGGAACUUGGAACUGUCAUGAGGUCAUUGGGUCAGAACCCGACAGAAGCUGAGUUGCAGGAUAUGAUCAAUGAGGUGGACGCUGAUGGUAAUGGCACCAUUGACUUCCCAGAAUUUUUGACUAUGAUGGCUAGGAAAAUGAAAGACACAGACAGCGAAGAAGAAAUCCGCGAGGCAUUCCGAGUCUUUGACAAGGAUGGCAAUGGCUACAUCAGUGCUGCAGAACUACGUCACGUCAUGACAAACUUAGGAGAAAAACUAACAGACGAAGAAGUAGAUGAAAUGAUCAGAGAAGCAGAUAUUGAUGGAGAUGGACAAGUCAACUACGAAGAAUUCGUACAGAUGAUGACUGCAAAAUGAAGACCUACUUUCAACUCCUUUUUCCCCCCUCUAGAAGAAUCAAAUUGAAUCUUUUACUUACCUCUUGCAAAAAAAAAAAAAAAAAAAAAGAAAAAGUUCAUUUACUCAUUCUGUUUCUAUAUAGCAAAACUGAAUGUCAGAAGUACCUUCUGUCCACACACACAAAAAAUCUGCAUGUAUUGGUUGGUGGUCCUGUCCCCUAAAGAUCAAGCUACACAUCAGUUUUCCGAUAUAAAUACUUGUCCUACCUUAAUGAUAAGGAAACACUUAGUGGACUCCUUGCAGGUCCAUUUGCUCAUGAUUAAUACACUGUUUGGGCUGGCCAGUUUUUCAUGCAUGCAGCUUGACAAUUGAGCACAGUCAGGCGUUUGUAUUAAAAACGAAAAAUGAAAAAACAAAUUCAAAACCUACUCAAAGGGGUUCUAGUUCAGUUUGUUAGUAUAAAUUGUCCUAGCUGGUUUACUGAAAACAGACAUGUAAAAUUGGUGCGCCUCAGGAUGCUGUGCAGCGAAAUGGGUGGAGGAUAAACUCCAGGCGUGGCCCCAUUGGCAGGAUGGCCCUCUUGUAACUUCCCUGUGCCCCGACCCACGGUGGCCAUGACACACCCUGGUGGCAUGCCUGCGAGGGUUGGUUUAAGCAUUGUCUGCGUUGUGCUAGAGCGGAAUGGGUGUCAGGCUGUCACCGUUCAUAUCAAUUUUUAAAAAGAAACCUUUAUCAAGGGAGCAUCUUUGGACUCUCUGUUUUUAAAACCUUCUGAACCUUGACUUGGAGCCAGCAGAGUAGGCUGUGGCUGUGGACUUCAGCACAACCAUCAACAUUGCUGUUCAAGAAAUUACAAUUUACGUCCAUUCCAAGUUGUAAAUGCUAGUCUUUUUUUUUUUUUUUUUUUUCCAAUAAAAAGACCAUUAACUUACAGUGGUGUUAAAUGCUUUGUAAAGCUGAGAUCUAAACGGGGACAAGGCAGUUGGAGGGGAGGCCAGUGUACCUUUAAAUGCCCACAGCCCAGCCUUGGGUUUCCUCCCAACAUCCCAGCACCAACCGCUGAGCCUGAGACCUUGCCUAAAGCCAAGCAGAUACUGAUCGCUCCAUCUUAUUUAUGGACAUGUAGGUCUACUUGUAUUUUCAUGGGGGGGGGAGUGAAUCUUGGUAACUUAAUGAUUAUUCAGGCAGUAGAGCUCUUAAUGAAGGAAAAAAACCACUUUCUCUCAAGCAUGUAUUUAGGGGUUCUUAUCAGUUGUGCUGCUGAUGACCUGUUUUAUGUAACUACUUGAGACCAUCUGUGCAAGAGACAUGAUUUAGUGUGUCUGUAAUUCAAUCCUUGCUGUGUGUGGUAGAAGCAGUAGUCAAUUUCUAAGCCAGUCUCUUCAUGCCUAAGACACUACCAGUCACCUUUUGAAUCACAAUUUUUAAUUUAUGAUUAUACUUAACCUUAGACUCCUUUUCAUUUUUUUUUUUUUUAAUUAAGUUGACUUGGCUCUUUUCCCCCAAGUAAAACUAGUGCUAGCCCCCAAGCUUGAAAGUAAAACUCCAGCCCACAGGGAAUUUUGUGUUUCUUGAUAAACCUGUAACCCAAACCAAGAGAUGCUGGUACCUGGUCUUUGCAGUGGGAUUGGUCUGCUUAAAAGUCCCUUUAAAGGCCUGUUGAGUUUAGUGCAGAGCUCUUUUUGAAAUGAAGGCUGGAUGUGCAUUUUUCAGGGUAUUAACUGGUUGUAUCUUAUUAGCCAGGAGAUUUGGGUUUUGAAUGUUUGUGUGGGAGGUUUUAAUUUGCCAGGGAACAGUGGCAGGCUGCUAGUGAGGCAGUGAGAAGCUCUUGGCAGCCAAAUGGGUGCAUCCGGGGCCAAUUUGCAGAGACCCUCGGCUUCUCCCUCUCCUACUCCUUGUCUCUCUGGCAUUUUACAGCUCAUUAGUUUUCGCCAGAGGGGUGGGUCAGAGCAGUGGAGAGGAGCCCACCCACCUGCCUUUGCUGCUGGUCCUUAGACUGAUGGUUGGUGGAGGAGUUGACGUCAUGAGCUAGGCUUGGCUUUUCAUAACUCCCCGAAUCUGGAAGGAACAUCUCCAAAUACCUCGGGGGUUCUUCUGGUGAGAUAGGACUGGCGUUUCUGGUUCUGGUUGGAUGUUUCUUGCAGGGAGAUGAAGUAGCCUGACUGUUGACCCAGUCCUAGGCCUGUGGCCCAUGACCUCUUGGUAGUUUUAAAUAGGGUUGAGGAUUUUGCUUGUUUUUUAAAAACCCUUGCCUUUUGUCUUACCCUUUCACCAUUUUUUUUUUCCUGGAAGCUUGGUGGACUCCAUUUUAGUGGUCCUGCAGUCUUUCCUAAAAACCUACAUUUGUUUUUGGGGAUUUUUUUUUUUUUUUCCACUUUUUAGGGCUGCACGGGCAGCAUAUGGAAGUUCCUAGGCUAGGGGUCGCAUCGGAGCUGCAGCUGCCAGCCUGUGCCACAGCAAUGCCAGAUCUUAGCCGUGUCUGACUAUGCUGCAGCUCAUGGCAACGCCGGAUCCUUAACCCGCUGAGCAAGGCCAGGGAUCGAACCCGCAACCUCAUGGAUACUAGUUGGGUUCAUUACUACCAAGCCACAAUGGGAACUCCCUAAGAGACUACCUGUGAAACCAGAUUCUUGAAUGGCCAGGAUCCUGUAUGGGAACCAGAAGCCUUUCCCCCAGGAGAUGCUAAGUUCCAGUUCUGCACAGAGGGGGACGUCCAGUCCACGGUAGCCUUUCUCUCUGGGCUUUGAGAGGACGACCAGCCCAGGGCUUGGGUGUUUGCAGCCCGUGGGGGUUUGUGAGAGGAGCUAGCUGGAUGCUGUGACAGCAUCUGAAAGUUGGUCAGCACCUUCCUGUAAACUCUCGCCCUACUUCUAACUGCUCUAUCAAUAUAUACAUAUAUUUAUAUCUAUAAAGUGACUAGUUUAACUGGCAUCCCGCUUGAGCCUGAGACUUGCCAUAAAAAACUGCUGAGUACUUGGCACACACUUUCAUAGUUUUGUUCUCCAUCUGUUUGGGGUAGGUGUUGAGCAAGGCAAAUGUAUCUUGAUUUCAGAUGGGCUUUCGAUGCACUGUUGCCAAGGAAGGCUUUUUCUGAUUUUUUGACAAACGAACUUUUGCACACUUUAAUUGAUGUCUUUCGGCAACUUAACGACACAUUGAAAAUUAGCUACUGUACAUAUUUUUAUAUUCUCUUUAUAAAUGCAUGUCUGACUGUACUUGUAACCAUAUUGUAACGCGUGGCCGUCCAGCAGGCCUCGUGCUGCUGUGGCCCGUCGGAGUAGCAGCAUAUUAGCAGCCCCUCAGCAUACUGGGAACUUCUUCCUAAACCAAGAAUGUAAAUUUGGUCAGGUCUGCUCUUCGUUCAUUCAAUUAUUUUAAACAUUUGAAUUAAUUACUGUAUAUCCUGAAAUACAUUUAUCCUUUUGGCAGUGACUCGAUUCCACGAAUGUGUCUUAAUAUCCCUUCAGCUGGCGGUUACUCUUUUCCUUUUCAAUCCCUUGAAGUUGCCCUAUAGGAGACAGAAAUACUUUGCUGUCCGUAUCCCUCGGAGUCUGAAGGUAGUGGCAUGGGUGGAGUGUGUGUUCUUUCUCCAACUCUAUCAUAAUGAUCAUUAAACACGUCUGUAGCAAAGAUGGUGGUAGUUGUUUUGUUCCCGAAGUCACCCUUCACCGUGGCGAUUUGCAAAGGACAUGUACCUGAACGUUGCUGUAAAUCUUGAGAUAAAACUGUUUGGAGAUUUAACCACCUCUCUGAUGGGGGACCAACUCUAUGGAAAUUGUAAAUAAGUUUUAUUUAUAAACCUGGCACUGUAUUCAAUAAACAUUUCUGCAGCCUUUCAUCUCUAA